UGUUUCUCACUCACAGUUGCCAGACGAAAAGGCAUCAAAGCCGUCAGUGACGGGGUAGAGAAGGGUACCCUCUAUGCACAAUCGAUCCGCGUGCACGCGUGAGCUAUGGAUAAGUAGGGACCAAUGUUAGGUCUGUAAGACAACUAGUGCGUUUGGCCUUCAAUUUCACUUUUCCAAAGGUUUGCAGCAGUAAGAAUUUCUAAGCACGUUGCCGGAAGACGUGCGCAGUGAACUUGUGUUUAAUUUAGGUAAUUGUGUGUUUCACCGGCUCAUGUUUCAUGGCAAACGUGCCCGCGGUAAGCGGUCGUGCAAGCCGAUUAGGCACACCGACUCUUCUGGGGGUUGGGCCGCCGUGUGUAGCACUUGGCGACCAGAAUCGCACCUUUCGCAGGCACCCUGGCAGUCCAUGCGUGCACGUUUGCCACUGCAGCAGAUACAAAGUACGCCUUACGAGCAACUCCAACAGGUGAACUCGACAAGGUUUACCCAUCCUCUGAUUCAAACGAGUGUUGCUCGACCGAACCAAAUAGACACUUCUCCUGUUACUGUACUAAGUGCGCAACAUCCGUCCACAUCAGGCAUUGUCGUCCCGCCUUGCAGCAAUGGCCAGCAUCAAGAUUUCAUAAAUCUUUCUUCACCGUCAAAUCCAAAUCUACCGCAAAACCUACAGGAAGGGAGCAGUAGUGCCUUUAAUGAUAUCAAUCACCAAAAGUCACUCCCCUUUGGAUCGAUAAUGGGGGUUCUUCUGUGCUCAUGUGGAGCCUCUCUGUGCCCUUCAUUUGGUAUCCACCGGUGUAACUGUGAUAGUCCUUUGGCCACUGUGAAUACCGCUGCGAAUAACAGUGACGGUAACAACACUGACAUAAGCAUUAGCCAGUCGAGACAUCCCCAGUCGACACCGUUUCAAAGUGGAAAUCACCAAGCUGGAACACCUAGCAAAAGUCGAAUUCGGGGACGGAACAAUCAGAAAAGCCAGCAGCUACAAAGGGUGCAAUUAAAACAGGAUGGUGCAUUAACAGCGCAAGUUCGACCCAUUAAUAGCAAUAUUGUCAACGGCGUAAAGCAGACGCGUGUUGUUACCACGACCCGGAAUGUACCUUGGCCUUUCUUCGGACGCAGGACUGAACAGCUUUUCGUGAGCGGGGGCACGGCAUUUCCGUGCGUUCAUAUACGGCCUGCAGAGCUUGUAGUCGACGUCCAUUAUUCGUUGGUGGUGGACCUUGUACCUCGCGACCCUCCAUUGGGGUACAAUAUCAGUACGCCAAGCGCUCGUUACCUGCCGCCACUAAAUUAUCUUACUGGUGCUACCUGGAUGGCCCAUCCAUGGAAGCUGCACCUUGAGACAAUUGUCCAUGCUGUUCAAGCUCCUAAAUUAGGUUCUCACGGGGUAGACAUCUGUCUGCCUGACGGAGAAUAUACGCCAGUAAUUAGACUGUUCACAACCAGAGCACAUACGGGCUUAACAGGAGGCCAUCCUUCGGACAUGAUUGAAAUUGGCUUGCGUUGGUACCUCACCGAUCACUCGUUUGUGAAGGCUUCUCUUCCUGGUGCCGAACAGCCCGUAUUGUUUCGUGCACGACGACCUCUUAGCUCUCAAUACCAGCAGAGCGGCGUUAUGCCGACAGUGAGAUCACCUGCACCUUCUUAUAUGUAUUUACACAACACGGGCGGAGUUUCCGCUGUUCCGCGUGGGCAUCUAACUGUUGUUGCUUCAAAUGCGGACCUACCUGCAAACGCAAAUCACGUUCCGACCGAACGCUGCCAUAGCUAUCUUAAGACCCGCUGGUUGUUAUCAUCCGAGGAAUCGCGAAACGAGAAUCUAUUGACGACCCCGUCGGCGAUAAGUGGGUCAGUGUAUAACACCUUAAGUUCAAAGUCAUCCUCUGUAAUCUACACACCCGAGUCCUUUGCUAGCGGAUCUUCAAUGAAUGCAUCGUCCGUUUUCUCGGAAGAAAUCGCUCGCAGUUCUAGCGCCCUGACAAAGAAUAGCAGUGCGCCAUUCAUGUCUGAAGAUCCAGCUCUAGUAAACCUGUUCAAUUCAUUUUUCCCUCAAGGAUUUUUCGAUGACGACCACAGGCAUCACCCACCUUAAUCAUAAAAUGAACGAGUUAAUGAAGUGAAAUCUGUAUGUAGCACCUGCGGUAGAGCGACCACUACCGUACAAUAGUAGUAACUGUAAUAGCAUUAGCCUUCGUGGAAGCUUCUGGAAGAUUGGAAUCUCUAAAGAUUCCAAUCUUCCGGGCAAGACACGAUAAUGGAACUAGUACGACGGGUAAUAAUCGGAAUAGCGAUAGCAAGUUUUUACAUUUUUGUUGCAAAUACGUUGACCACGCUAUAUAGAAUUGUGCUAUUGCAACUCUGCUGAGAGUGGCAUCAACUUAAGUGACCUUUGAAAAAGAGUAAAACCCAUUUAAAGUAACAUUUUUAAAGUAGAACCUACGAAAUAAGGUAGAACUGGCUGUUAAGUAACUGUGUAGUAAUAUUUUCACAGUGCUUAUGCUAUUGUGAUAACGGUGGAUAAAGUUAAUUGUAAGUGCAAAAUUAGAAAAGGCUUAUAACGCUGUUCGAUGCAACGGUAUAAUCCAAUCCUACAACAGUUAUAUGUGGUAACAUUAAAGAAAAGAUCAUUCGUUCAAAGAUAUUAGCUUGUCUCAUGAUACUGUAAUGGACAAAAUGGUACUCACUAAAUGUUAGAUUGUAUGGUAUUUCAAGAUGUAACAUUAUUUAUAUACUAUAAGCGUUUUGAGAAAGGGGAAAGCACAUAAUUUUAUGAGUGAAAUAACUUCUUUAGUUCGAUAUAGAAGGUUUACCAUGGCAUCUUUGUCAUUACUGACUGAGGUCUAUUCUUAAGCAAUUAUAUGGGAGAAGAGGUCAUUUGCGCAUCCAUAUCUUACGAUUUUAUACAUUUAGACUACAAUGAUAAUUUACAACGAAUGUUAUUAUAUAAUCCUAAGGUGUGACGAGUCAGUUCAUUAAGUUCAAAGGCAAACCUAGCAGUAACUAGGCAGGCUAUUAAUGAUAACAGUUAGAAAAGGAUGGGUCAACAAUGAACUACUCAAGAUGUAAGUGGCUAGAAAAUGUUAAUUUACUAUAUUAUAUGUCAAAUAGUAAGUGGUUCGUUUCUUAUACAAAAAUGAUAGACGGUACAAUAACUCGCUUAUUUGUCGAUAUAAUAGUCGACAAUAGCAGCCUCAUUUGUCGAAUGUUCACCGUACGUUAAUAUGCGCGACAUUUCAUUUAAUUGUCCUUUUAACACCAAUGUAGAUAUAUUGCCUUGGAAAACAGGAAACAAGCUUACAAUGUAAGCCUAAAAUACAAGAAAAAAAAUGUAAUUACUACUCGAGAAAGAAAAAUUGAAGCAAUCUGAAGAACGCUACCAAUAAAUCAUACCGAAUAUAAAUACGUUGUUAUUUCAUGUCGAAGUGUUGACCGAAAUCUAAAACCCUCUGAUAUAUCAAUAAAUACAACAAUGAGACUCAUAUAUUGGUCUAAGCGAUAAA
Varroa destructor (honeybee mite) is the source of this 3500-nucleotide messenger RNA. RefSeq lists its product as uncharacterized. NCBI's taxonomy places the organism in Eukaryota, Metazoa, Arthropoda, Arachnida, Mesostigmata, Varroidae. The record is from RefSeq and is a predicted model, not a curated record.